Molecule: messenger RNA, 483 nt
Organism: Cooperia oncophora
Lineage: Eukaryota; Metazoa; Nematoda; Chromadorea; Rhabditida; Trichostrongylidae
Source: the annotation of a GenBank genome assembly
AUGAUUGCUGAUGACGUACAUGUACAUGAAAAGGACUUGAAGGGAAUUAAAGGUUAUCAAGAUGGCCUCGUACAAAAAAGGGAAUCUAAAGUAAAUAGCGAGGCAUUGCACAGAGAUCGUCCGAGACGACCUCUUCUAGAGGGUGUCGUCUCUGAGGACCCUCGAAGUGAGGUUAGCCUGCUGGGACAAGUGUUUGCAACAAUUCAAAAGGAGUACAAUCUUGACGAGCGGAUAUGGUUAAUGAUCUCAGUGUCUGAAUGCUGUGCUAAAAAGCGUGAAGUGCAGGGCCGUGAUAAAAAGCGCGAAAGCCCAGAACACAACCCCCGUAACAUCGUGAGAUUAUGCCGUCGUGAAUGUACCACUCAUAACUGGAAACGUCUCGUGAGAAACUGGCUAUACGGCCGUCUAUGUGCAACCCUCAAUUGUCUUGUCUGCCCAGCUGGCGAAGAGGGCGGAUGUACUAUCCCAGGGCGUUCUACAUGA